Messenger RNA from Acaulospora morrowiae, 1251 nucleotides. The record is from the annotation of a GenBank genome assembly. Lineage: Eukaryota; Fungi; Glomeromycota; Glomeromycetes; Diversisporales; Acaulosporaceae.
AUGCUGCCCUUAAUAGAGCAAUUAGAAGCGACUCUCGAGAAACGCAUAAAACGCAAUCUUAUUCGCUCUCUGGUGGUAACUUCUCCGAAUUCCGUUGACUUCUCUUCAAACGACUUCCUCGGUCUUUCUCGAAAUUCCACUCUCCAAAAAAACUAUCUAAAAGCCCUUUCAAACUUUCCGCAAUCACUGUUAGGUUCAACUGGUUCACGCCUGUUAGAUGGAAAUUCUUCGUAUGCGGAAUCAUUGGACACUUUUUUAGCACAAUUCCACAAGUCGGAAUCAGCACUGACAUUUACUUCUGGGUUUGACGCCAACGUUGGGUUUUUCAGUUGUGUCCCGCAACCUGGUGACGCUAUAAUUCUAGACGAAUUUGUGCACGCAAGCGUCCAUGACGGUACAAGGAGUACGAGGGCAUCAAUUGUUACUACAUUUAAACACAAUGACCUCGGAAGUCUUGAGGAAACAUUAACCAAAGUUGUCGAGAAAAUUGGUUCCCAAAAGAAUAUGUUUGUUGCUGUGGAAAGUCUGUACUCUAUGGACGGAGAUUUUGCUCCAAUUAAAGAGAUAGUUGAAGUUUUGAAACCUUACAACGCAUACUUGUUUGUUGAUGAGGCCCAUGCAACUGGUGUGUAUGGGAGCCAAGGAAGGGGAAUUGUAUGCGAACUAGGAUUAGAACGAGAAGUAUUUGCGCGUCUCCACACUUUUGGAAAGGCUUUGGCCUGCAACGGAGCGGCAAUACUUGGUCCAAAAGUCUUAAGAUCUUAUUUAAUCAAUUAUGCGAGACCUUUAAUAUACUCAACUUUUUUACCACAUAGUAGUCUUGUGGCUAUCAGAUGUUCAUACGAGUUUAUGUCGGGAGAAAUUGGAGAUCAGCUCCGAAAAAAUUUAAGGGAAUUAAUUCGUAAAUUCCGAACCAGCAUUAAAUUACCAGACGAUACAUUGUUGCCAUCGGAGAGUGCAAUUCAGGGAGUUGUUAUUCCGGGCAACGAAAAUGCAGUGAAAUUAAGUCAGGCAAUUCAAAAAGCAGGCUACAACGUGAAACCGAUAAGAUCACCAACGGUGCCUGUCGGUAAAGAACGUUUAAGAAUUUGUAUUCACGCAGAUAAUACAGAGGAGGAAAUUUUGGGGUUGGCGAAUAUCAUACAAAGUUAUUUCAGAGAUCAUGUCUAUGAUAAAAACAAAGACAGUAAUGUUAUCCGUGGUAUUAACUCUACAAAAAAACAAGUAACAAUUCCAACUUCCAAGCUUUAA